Ziziphus jujuba (common jujube) is the source of this 1128-nucleotide messenger RNA. RefSeq names its product receptor-like protein 33. The coding region runs from base 1 to 1128 and encodes 375 amino acids. Lineage: Eukaryota; Viridiplantae; Streptophyta; Magnoliopsida; Rosales; Rhamnaceae. The transcript has a single exon. Gene Ontology annotation, molecular function: protein binding. The record is from RefSeq and is a predicted model, not a curated record.
AUGAAUUAUCUAAACCUUUCUCACAAUUUUCUGACAAACAUAGAACAUCUUCCAUGGAAGUCACUGCAAUAUCUUUACCUUCGCUCCAACUUGCUUAAAGGACAUCUUCCAAUUCCUCCACCUUCAGUACUUGUCUUUUCAGUGUCAAAUAAUAAAUUGACUGGAGAGAAUCCUGCUUUGAUUUGCAAUUCUAUCUUCAUUAAUGUCCUCGAUGUUUCUAAUAAUAGUAUGACAGGGGAAAUUCCUCCCUGCAUCAGGAAUUUCAGUUACAAUUUGUUGGUGUUGAAUAUGGGGCUGAAUAAGUUGCAUGGCGUGAUCCCUAUGACAUUUUCCAAAGGAAACUCCUUAAGGAAUCUGAACCUUAAUGGGAAUCAACUUGAAGGGUUUUUGUCUCCAUCUUUGCUCAAUUGUUUAUGGCUUGAAGUUUUGGAUGUUGGAAAUAACAGGAUAAACGGCACAUUUCCCUAUUGGUUGGAAUCUCUUCCAGUGCUACAGGUUCUUAUAUUGAGAUCUAAUAGAUUUCAUGGUAGCAUAGGAAGUCCCAAAACCACAUUUCCUUUCCAAAGUUUGCGAAUCAUGGACAUCUCUAACAAUGAGUUCUGUGGCAUUUUGCCAGAGAAAUAUUUUGAGAAUUUGAUGGCCAUGACAAAUAUUACAUAUGCAGACAAGUUGAAGUACAUGGGAGAAAACUAUUAUCAAGAUUCUGUAGUUGUGACACUAAAAGGCCUUUUAAUUGAUAUGGAAAUAAUUCAAACCAUUUUCACAACCAUUGAUUUCUCAAAUAAUGUUUCUGAAGGAGAGAUUCCGCAGCUGAUUGGGAAGCUCAAGUCACUUAAAGGGCUCAAUUUUUCGCACAAUAGAUUUAAUUGUUCCAUUCCAUCAUCCUUAGCAAAUUUGAGCAAUCUUGAAUGGUUCGAUCUCUCAUCAAAUGAGCUUGUCGGUGAGAUUCCUCAACAACUGACAAAUAUGACAUCUCUUUCCAUGUUAAAUCUUUCAGAAAAUAGACUGUUUGGACGUAUACCGCAUGGAAAACAGUUUGACACAUUUGAGAAUAAAUCUUAUCUUGGAAACUUGGGAUUAUGUGGAGUGCCAUUGUCUAAAACAUGCAGCAAUAACGAGGCACCAUAA